AUGGCAUUUUCAAACCUUUGCAUUCAACACUUCCAGACAAUCUUUACAGGCUGGAUUGUCCAGGCGAACAAACAAGGUAUCCAAGACUCACGGUCUGCGGAUGUGGGUGUUGGGCAGGGCUCAGCUCUCUCGCCUGUUAUCUCUGGGCUGUUCAUUGCUCUGGACCAUUCUGGCCCAUCCAAACAACUUGAUGAUAAUAAUGUGGGCCUGGACACCUACAAUCCCUUGCUGGAUCUGGGGUAUGCCCCACAUACCGGUGCUACACCUUUGAAGCCCAAGACCUAUUGGAGGUACCUGGGCUUCUACUUUGACCGCAGGCUCACCUUUCAUGAGCACGUCUGCUACUAUGCCACUAAGGCGUUCACCACCGUGCAGGCUAUGUGCAUGCUCGGAAACUCUACCAGAGGUCUCUCACCUAAACAGCAGCGCCUCCUCUACAGAUUGUGUGUGGUUCCCAUUGCCACAUAUGGUUAUCGUCUCUGGUAUUACAAUGGCGCCCAUAAUAAGGGUGCGAUGAACCAGCUGAAACGGAUGCAGCAGAAAGCUGCUCUAUGGAUCACGGGUGCUUUCCGCACCUCACCUACAGGCGGUCUUGAGGCCUUGGCAGUAUACCGUGUCGCCACCCUCUCGGACACCCACCCCCUUUGCUCUAUGAUGGGCGAGGGACUCCUUAGACGAGCCGCACCACAUGCUCGCUCAGCCGCCUUGAUGACCCCAGCCAUGCGAGGGAAAGUCAAGAGCACCGUUAUGGAGGUGGACGAGCAUGUCCACACCUUAACUGAGAGCUUCGAGCCCUUUGCGCCUGAAGCUCGCCCAGGUGAUCGGUUACUGGACCACUAUACGGACUGUCUCCACUUUGACGAGCGCGAUCCUGCCCAGGAUAGGCGACCAUAUCUAGACGAGCUCAUUGCGAAAGCGAGGGCUGACCCACUAACAGUACUGGCUGCAACUGAUGGCUCUGUCCCUCAGUCCAACCAGUAUCAGGCGGCUUCAGCAGCCAUCAUCUACAAGGGACAUCGCGAGCUUGAAAGGACUCAUUAUGUCUCUGGCAGAGUUACCACCCCAGAUGCGGAACUCAAUGCCAUCUCAUGUGCAGUGCGCCUUGCUGUCAAGCAGGCAAACUGCCAACAUAUUAUGGCUUUCAGCCUGUCAGUUUGUCACGCUCUCCAAGAGUGGUUUGAGGCGGAUGAUCUCCGCUGCAUCACCUUUAUCUACGUUCCCUCUGCUUUGCGGUGGGAUAUCCAUGUCCUGGAUUCGUGGAGUUCCACUUUCCAGGAUCCAACCUACCGAGGCUCUGAAUUCUUAGAGCUUCAACAGCCUGACAAGCAGCCGCUACAGCCAUCGUACCUCAAUGGGGGACCUUGGCUUUCAACAUUCGGACACAGUAUCACUGAGUUCGCUCGCGUUUGCCGGUGUAUAACUGGCCACGCGCCCAUUGGGGCGUAUUACCGUCGCUUCAAGAUCAAUGAGCCUCAUGGCUGCACUUGUGGGGCUGCUUUGCAGUCUCGCCAGCACAUCCUCUUUCGCUGUCGCGAUUGCUACUCCAUGCAUUACCCCCGCUUUCUUGGGGAUAUUGCAUCUUUUAUGAAGUACAACUCCACAGUGUUUGGCUUCAACCAGGACCCUUCAGGUGUCAGAUAA
Molecule: messenger RNA, 1641 nt
Organism: Cyclocybe aegerita
Lineage: Eukaryota; Fungi; Basidiomycota; Agaricomycetes; Agaricales; Hemipholiotaceae
Source: the annotation of a GenBank genome assembly